Messenger RNA from Gadus chalcogrammus (walleye pollock), 6362 nucleotides. RefSeq names its product carbohydrate sulfotransferase 11-like. Gene Ontology annotation, molecular function: sulfotransferase activity. The transcript has 4 exons. Bases 329 to 1369 code for a protein of 346 amino acids. The record is from RefSeq and is a predicted model, not a curated record. Gene Ontology annotation, cellular component: membrane. Gene Ontology annotation, biological process: carbohydrate biosynthetic process; proteoglycan biosynthetic process. NCBI's taxonomy places the organism in Eukaryota, Metazoa, Chordata, Actinopteri, Gadiformes, Gadidae.
UCUACACAAGUUUUCCGAGACCUCGAAAAAAGUAGCUGCUAGAUCGGGCUGGUCCUCCAAGAAGAGACAAAGUGAGCAGCGAACGAGAGCGAACCGACUUCUCGUUAGUUUGCAGCCGAACUCAUGGUCGUGAUGGUUUUAAAUCACCCGCAGACCCGGAACACUAUAGCCCGGUUUAAGUAACGGUAAACCACGGAAUCCAGUUUGGUUUCUAAUUACUCCAGCAGAUUGGAUUCGGUUUGUGGAGACACCGGCUCCUAGCUGUGAUUGACGGGGCGGUCUCGUGUCGAACCCGGGAUCGGGACGGACCGGGACCCGGUGACCCAGGAUGAGGAUGCCCCGCGGGGGACGCAUGGUCCUGGCCACAUGCCUCGGUUCGCUGGUCGCCCUUGUCCUCUACCUCCAGACCGUCACCAAGCAAGAUGUGGAGCCCAUCACCAGCACCACCUCCACCUCCACCCACCCCCCCCUCGGGAGGAGCGGGAGAAACCCCCUGCGGUCCCUCUACAACGGAGACCAGGACUCUGACCAAUCGUACGCCCAGUCGGCGCUACGGGGCCGCCGCGAGCUGCUGGAGGAGGCGUGUCUUAGCCAGACCAGGAAGAGGCGAGUCCUGUCCCCGGACGACCUCCGACACCUCAUCGUGGACGACAAGCAUGGCCUCAUCUACUGCUACGUGCCCAAGGUGGCGUGCACCAACUGGAAGCGUGUGCUGAUGGUGCUGACGGGCGACGGCCGCUACUCGGACCCGCUGGCCAUCCCGGCCCACGAGGCCCACGUGGCGGGCAACCUGCGCACGCUCUCCGAGUUCCCGGCCGCCGAGAUCAACCGCCGGCUGCGCUCCUACCUCAAGUUCGUGUUUGUGCGGGAGCCCUUCGAGCGGCUGGUGUCGGCCUACCGCAACAAGUUCACGCGCAGCUACAACGAGGCCUUCCACAAGCGCUACGGCACCAAGAUCAUCCGCCGGCACCGGCCCGGCGCGCGGCCCGGUGCGGUGGAGGCCGGCGCCGACGUCUCCUUCCGGGAGUUCAUCCAGUACCUGGUGGACCCCCGCACGCAGCGCGAGGAGCCCCUGAACGAGCACUGGGAGCGGGUGCACUCGCUGUGCCACCCCUGCCUCAUCCACUACGACGUGGUGGGCAAGUACGAGACGCUGGAGCCCGACUCCCAGGCCGUCCUGGCGCUGGCGGGCGUCCAGGGCAGCGUGCGGUUCCCCUCCUCGGGGAAGAGCGCCCGCACCGACCGGGACAUGGCGGCGCGCUUCUUCCAGGACGUCAGCCCCUUCCUGCAGAAGAAGCUGGUCAACAUGUACCGCAUGGACUUCCUGCUGUUCAACUACUCCAUGCCGCGGUACCUCCGCACGCCCUGAGGAACACCGGGGAGGAUCAGGGGGAACCCGGCACUUUGUUCACGUCUCUCGGGCGUUCCUCCCGCACGUACUCGCUGUAAAGGAGGUUAAAGACUGAGGCCCUCUGGUUGGGUUCCUUGGCGAGGGGAAUCCAUUUUGUGCCGACUUGACGGACUGACGGACAGAGGAAGGGACAGGCUUUGGUUCUGUUGCUUCGCCCGCUCGAAAAAUAAAUAGAAGAAGCGCUUUUUGACUCCAGGCUCGCCAGUCUCCCGAAACAGGAAGGGAAGUGAAAUGAGGAGCGAGUCGGAACACAGAAGGGCCUCUAUCCGGGCCCCCGGGGGACGACAAGGAAAUUGUUCACUGUGUUUGCAGCUCAGCUCAAAACGCCAAUGGGUGGAAUUGCUGCGUUGGAACAGAUUCAAAUGCCCUUUCUAGGACUGCCUGGGACAGUUCAGGUGUCUGAGUUUUUGAAGGUGGUAUUGUUUUAGUUUGAGGAUUUUAAGGUGGCAUUCUAUAGAUGGAGGCUGUUAAGGUGGUAUUGUUUUAGUUUGAGUCUGUUAAGAUGGCAUUCUAUAGAUGGAGACUGUUAAGGUGGUAUUGUUUUAGUUUGAGGCUUUUAAGGUGGUAUUGUUUAGGUUGAGGCUGUUACGGUGGUAUUGUUUUAGUUUGAGGCUGUUAAGGUGGUCUUUUUAGUUGAGGCUGUUAUGUAGUCUUAAGUUUGAGGCAGUAAAGGUGGUAUUGUUUUAGUUUGAGGCUGUUAAGGUGGUAUUUUUAUAGUUUAAGGCUGUUAGGUGGUAUUGUUAUGUUUGAGGAUGUUAAGGUGGUAUUGUUUAGCUUGAGGCUGUAAAGGUGGUAUUGUUUAGUUUGAGGCUGUUUAUGUGGUAUUGUGUAAUUGAGGCUGUUAAGGGGGUAUUGCUUAGUUUUGGGCUGUAAAGGGGGUAUUGUUUAGUUUCGGGCUGUAAAGGUGGUAUUGUUUGGUUUGGGGCUGUUAAGGUGGUAUUGUUUGGUUUGGGGCUGUUAAGGUGGUAUUGUUUAGUUUGGGGCUGUUAAGGUGGUAUUGUUUGGUUUGGGGCUGUUAAGGUGGUAUUGUUAAUGUGGUAUUGUUUUUUUGGAGACUGUUAAGGUGGUAUUGUUUAGUUGAGGCUGUUAAGGUGGUCUCAAUCUUCUUCAAACUUUGUCCAAGACGUUCAAGAAGCAGGAUCUUCUCGCGUCAACGUUCACGAGCGAACACACCGACUGUGAAACAGAAGACACCUUUGGAGUCCCUGAAACGUUAUUUAUGAAACAAGCACAAGAGUAUUUAUUAUGAGGAGGAAACAGACUCUCUGUGAUGGUGUGCUGAACAUGUUUUGUAUCUAUUUCCUAUGAAACAGUUGUUGAAACUGAGGGCUGGAACUCAUCUGUCGCUUUUUAGCUGUUCUGCACAACCAGCUGUCGCCAGGUAGAAUUAGUCUUCUCGAAGAUUGAGAAACUUGAAGUGAAGAAUAAAAUGUUUAAAUAUGCAGCAACACAAACUAAGGGACUGAUGUUGUUACUUUAAUGCCACUCCCAUAUAGACACAGGACAGUGUGUGUGUGUUUUGGAGCCAUAUCAUCAUUCCAGUAGGUGCAUUUCUCUGACUGAGAGUGUGUGUGGAUUAUGUGUGUGUGUGUGUGUGUGUGUGUAGCUCUGUGCAGGUUGAGCAAACAAGCAGAUGACUGUGGUUCAGCUCCAGAGCUCUGGUCAGUGGUGCUCUUGUUCAGAAUGAACGCACACACACACACACUCACACCCUUUACACACACCUACUGACUUCAUGUCAGCCUGCUGUAAACCUGGGGAUGGAUGCAGUCUCCGGAUCACCUACUGUUCACUCUGAGUUCGGCGAGUUCUGGCCUUAUACUCCGUCUGGGUCGCUAACCACGGACGAGUCAUCUCUCACCCGCUCUCCUUAAGGUUCAGAUAUUUUGAGCCCUGUGUUCAUGAAGCUGUGUUAUUGUGUGUCUAGACUCAACCUGUCCCUAUCACUCUGUAAUGACAGCAGAGUCCUCUUGUAGUUUGGAAACAUGUGCUACAGUCCAGGAAAAACUUCCCACUGCUUGCUGUAGGCCAUGACGGACAGACAGACAGCAGGCCUUGUCCUAACCUCACUCUCUCUCCCCCCCUCUCUCUCUCUCUCUCUCCUGGUGCUAACCUCUCUCUCUCUCUCUCUUUCCCCCUCCCUCUCUCUCCCUCGCUCAGAGGAGCUCCAUGAGGACUCAGGGAGGGUGAGGGAACGUCGGCCCCACUGCGGCUGAGGUGUAAACCCUGAGGAUUCUUCCUCAGCGCUCUCCAGGUGGAAUAAGAAGAUGAUUCGGCCCCUUUUUGGCAACGUGUUUAAAUCGUCCAUCUCGCUAGAUAUUGACUAGUUUUAAAAUGUCUGCUAUAGAAACACAGUUACCUCUGUGACAACGUCUAAGGUCACUUGAUCUGGGCCACAUGCCCGCAUGUUUAGUAACCCUGAGGUGUUUAAAGAAGCAUGUUCAAGUUUUCUCACGUUGCUGAGAAUACCAUCAACCUGAUGAAACGUUGUUGUUCUCUUACAGCUGCAUUGCGCCAAAGCUUAAGAAUUUAGUAUUUUAUUGGUUGGAACAGUUAAACGGUAACCAGGGGAAAUGUUGACCGAUCCCAAUACAACCGAACAAUAGCAUAUCUAUAAAAGAAAACAAGAAGAAGUAAUUAUAUUUUAUUGUUCUUUUAGGUCAUAUGAAAAUAGAACCGUCCACAGACACACAACACAACAACACAAUCACACAUUUUUACCAUCGCCACAACUUGUGUGCACACAAACAAACGAAGACACACGGACUCGGAAGCUCAGGCAACUACGCUGUUUUGAAGAAAAGGCAUUUCAUCGCUGCACGUUCAACCAACGUGCACGUCGGUCACUAAAGUGCAUGUGUAACCAACGUGCAUGUCCGUCACUAAAGUGCACAUGUAACCAACACGCACGUCUAUCACUAAAGUGCACCAGUCAUAACGUGCACGUCUGUCACUAAAGUGCACGGGUAACCAACGUGCACGGGUAACCAACGUGCACAUCUGUUUCUAAAGUGCACGUAGGACCGAGUGGCAGUGAGUGUGUAGGGGGUUUCCCACCCAGCGUGCGUGAAGACACCGUUUUGAACAAAGCUUCUAAGGUUCUGCACACAGACACAAAGUGCUGCUGUUUCUUUAAGUUAAGAUCAGGAGGCCAGCCAUCUCUAGAGGUAUUUACCCACGACCUUCAGAUGAGUAACAUUACGUGUACGUUCGUGCAACUCCACAUUGGUACGGUGAUUUCACACGCUAGUUUCUACUGUCCAGGACACUCAUGUUCCCAUGGUGGGACAUGUGUAGCUGCAGAAGGCCCUGGGACUGCUGUGGGCCUGUGAGAGGCGUCUUAACGUCCAGACGAAGCACAUCAUGACAGAAUACAUCACGGCGACGACUACCUUUAACUUUGGCAUGUUUGUUUUGAUGGAUGAUUUGCUGCGAUCAGAGAGGACGGGGUUCAACUUAAGACAGCUUUUUACUGUGCUACUUUGAGGUACUGCUGAUGCUUUUGAUACUGCAGUACUAGUUUGACAAUAUGACGGUACACUUGAUGGACGAAUAUUGUUACGCUUAUAUAAGGCUAAUAUUUUUGAAAUGUUGUGCAUAGAGAUGAGCUGAGGAGACGUUGCAAACUGCAAGACAACAUGAUGAGGUAAGACAUGUCACUGAGUGACUCAGUUAUGAUGACAAUCAACAACGCGUUCUGCUUCCGCAACAGACAACAACAGGGCUGUGAGAGUCUCUAGGGUUUAACACAUUUGGAAGAAAGUACUUCCUCAAUUCUAAACAACCCGGUAUUGACGUACUAUAUCAGACGGUAUUGUAGAGAUGAGACGGAAAUUUUAGAUAGUUAAGAUAUUAGGUUAUAAAAUAGGGACUCUGUUGUCAUCAGAGACGGAUCUUUAGGUCUUUGGCUCUGCACAACUUUGCAUAGCUUGCUUAAUGACUUGUCCCCAUGGGCGUGUGUGGGGCAACAUUCGGGGAAACACAUUCCUCUGACUACAUGAUCGGGAGGAACUUCAACCUUAAAACACCAAACUAGGUCAGUUUUCUUAUCUAAUGUCAAAUGAAAAUUUCAAUCAAUUGUUUCUUAUCCCGGCUACAAAGGCGUCCACGUUCAUGGCAAUGGAUAUUACUCUGAAUAUGGACAGAGAACAAGAAAGUGGGCCAAAUCAUGAAUUCCAGUAGGUAUUUUAAUUUUUUUCAUUUCCCCACACGACCUCUCUCUGAGAUAUGAAGUCGUGCUCCUGCUCAAGUGAUUCACAGUGUGGCCCAAGUGCUGCUGCCACGCAUUACUACUCUCGUUAUUACCAGGCUAGCUGCUACCGCGCUAGCGUAGCAUGCUAACCUAGCAUGCUGACCUAGCAUUCUAGCGUAGCACGCUAUGACCCCCAGGAAAUCCAGAUGAUUGCGUGCGUGCGUGUGUGUGUGUGUGUGUGUUUGUGUGUGUGUCUGUGUGUGUGUGAGUGUGUGUCUGUGUGUGUGUGUGAGAGAGACUAAAUCCUAUAUUUGAAUCCCUUCAUACUGAAAGAGGAAGUAUUUAACGACUUGCCGUUACUAACCAUGGCAACUGCCAUCGUCACCUGGUUGCUAUCCGAGCCAAUCAGAAACACAGACAGGUUUGACCGUACUGUCUGGCUACUACUGUAAAUGUUUGGAUUGGUUAACCAGGGCAUGAGUCAGCGUUUUGUCACAGAGUCUGCUUGGCAACAAGGUGGAGUCUAUUUAUGUCCAAUCACGGGAUUAGUCUUCUAAUAUCAGACCAAUCACGGGGCUUCUCCCUCCUCUGAGUGUGGUGGAAGGCCGUAGAAGGAGAGGGGGCAGGUCUUGUGCUCACUGGCCCACGCCGUGGACCAAUGAGGUGCAGCGGAAGCAGAGGGCCAGGAAGCCGGUGCCCAGCAGGUCCCCCAGGGCCGUCAGGUAGGGGAUGGAGAAGUUGUCCGGGUCCAAGCUCCGC